Musa acuminata subsp. malaccensis (wild Malaysian banana) is the source of this 2667-nucleotide messenger RNA. RefSeq names its product mitogen-activated protein kinase 10. Gene Ontology annotation, molecular function: MAP kinase activity; ATP binding. Gene Ontology annotation, biological process: intracellular signal transduction; protein phosphorylation. Lineage: Eukaryota; Viridiplantae; Streptophyta; Magnoliopsida; Zingiberales; Musaceae. The record is from RefSeq and is a predicted model, not a curated record. Gene Ontology annotation, cellular component: cytoplasm; nucleus.
UCUUCUCUUCCUCUCCCAUCUCUUCCCUGACCUCACCCAUCCCUUCGUCUCUUGCUAUCAGAAAACCCUGGGAUUAGGUCGUGGUUUUGGGGCUGGUUACUCUGUGCUUGUAGGUUUUUGGAGGAAUUGCCGGUCGGUUUCGUGGAGGCGGCGGAGCGACGAGCUUUGGUUUCGGUUUGGAACGUGGAGGGGCCGGAUCUUGUGUGGUGGAGUUUUCGGCGGGGCUCCCCGUCUCUGUGAUCGUGGCUCUUGUUGCGUUGGGGGGACUGUGAGUGCCUGUGGGAUUGGAUCCCGUCUCUGUGCGCUUCGGAGCGUCGGCGCGGGACUGCCGGGUUGUGAUCCGGAGCGGGGGCAGGUGGGGCAAAUGCGGAUGAUUUCCAUAGGGCUCCGUUCCUUUUUGGUUUAGAUCUCGUCCGGAGUUUUACGGAGAGUGUGAGGAGAGGAAGGAAGAGGGAUCGGUGGAGGUAAAAAAGAGGAGGAAGAUAAGAAGAGGAAGUAGUUUUGGAUUGUCUCGAUAGGCGAUUCGGGUGCUAAGCUGUAAAAAUGCAGCAAGAUCAGCGAAAGAAGAAUUCACCAGAUUUGGACUUUUUCAGCGAGUAUGGGGAUGCCAAUAGAUACAAAAUUCAGGAGGUUAUAGGCAAAGGUAGCUAUGGGGUGGUCUGUUCAGCAAUUGAUACACAUACUGGAGAGAAGGUGGCGAUCAAGAAGAUACAUGAUAUUUUCGAACACAUCUCCGAUGCUGUCAGAAUCCUUCGUGAGAUCAAGCUUCUUCGUCUUUUAAGACAUCCUGAUAUAGUGGAGAUUAAGCACAUCAUGUUGCCUCCAUCAAGGAAGGAUUUCAAAGAUAUUUAUGUUGUUUUUGAGCUCAUGGAGUCAGAUCUUCACCAAGUCAUCAAGGCAAACGAUGAUCUAACAAGAGAACAUUAUCAGUUUUUUCUUUAUCAGCUGCUUCGUGCACUAAAAUAUAUUCACACAGCUAAUGUGUAUCAUCGUGAUUUAAAGCCAAAAAACAUACUAGCAAAUGCAAACUGCAAGCUAAAAAUUUGUGAUUUUGGACUGGCAAGAGUUGCAUUUAGCGACACGCCCACAACAAUAUUUUGGACGGAUUAUGUUGCAACCAGAUGGUAUAGGGCUCCUGAGUUAUGUGGAUCAUUCUUUUCCAAGUAUACCACUGCUAUCGAUAUUUGGAGCAUUGGUUGCAUUUUUGCUGAGGUAUUGACAGGCAAGCCUCUUUUUCCUGGUAAAAAUGUAGUUCAUCAGUUGGAUUUGAUGACUGAUCUUCUGGGGACACCUUCCUUAGAUACAAUUUCUCGGGUCCGGAAUGAGAAGGCAAGGAAGUACUUGAGCAACAUGAGAAAAAAACUGUCUGUGCCAUUUUCACAGAAGUUCCCAAAUGCAGAUCCUCUGGCAUUGAAACUUCUAGAGAGGCUUUUAGCAUUUGAUCCCAAGGACCGGCCAACAGCUGAAGAGGCAUUGGCUGAUCCAUAUUUCAAAGGCCUUGCCAAGGUAGAGAGAGAACCAUCUUGCCAACCAAUAACAAAGAUGGAAUUUGAGUUUGAGCGCCGAAGGUUGACUAAAGAGGACAUACGGGAACUUAUCUUCCGUGAGAUUUUGGAGUAUCAUCCCCAGUUGCUCAAAGACUACAUGAAUGGAACCCAAAGUGCAAAUUUCCUAUAUCCUAGUGCUGUCGAUCAGUUUAGAAAGCAAUUUGCUUACCUUGAGGAGAAUGGUGGUAAAAGUGGGCCUGUAAUUCCAUUAGACAGGAAGCAUGUUUCUCUUCCUAGGUCCACGGUGGUCCACUCUGCUACUAUCCCCCCAAUGGAACAACCGAACAUGGGUCCUUCAAGAGAUAAGCAAGGCACGGUUGAAGCGUGUAAGAACCCUCGUGACAAUGAAAGGUCAUCUGGAAGCAUCGCAAAAGCUUCACAGGCACAAAGGAUUCCAACUGCUAGACCAGGAAAAGUUGUUGGUCCGGUGGUGCCGUACGAUAUUGGAAGUAUGAAGGAUGCCUAUGAUCCCAGACGAUUCAUCAGGAAUCCUGUUCUUCCACUGCAAUCCGCCAUUCCGCCAUUUUGUUUUCAUGGUCCUGCAGGCAAGUUGGGGAGCUCCAACGGAGACCCCGUGGAGGCAGAAGGCGAAUCUGUACAGCACAAGCCACCCCCCCAUCCAUGCAUACCCAGCAAGAUGGCACCAGACAUAGCCCUUGACAUGAGAGCUUCCCCCUUCAAUGGGAUCGUCGCAGCAGCUACUGCUGGUGGUCACAGAAAAGUCGGCACCAUUCAGUUUGGCAUGACCAGAAUGUAUUAAGCGCUGAGCACCGAUAAACAUGCCAUCUCAGAUGGGCAAGGACGAUGACGCUCACUAACAUUCGCUGCAAAUGCUAAGGGCGGCCAACGACAAGGCAGAAGAGAAAGGAGAAGAUUACUGACGAGGCACGAGGGAAGGAAGACGCAACUUCGUACUCGCAAUGUGCAUUGCUUGCUGUAGAUGAUGAAUACACUUCAAAGGACAAUGUAAGCAUAGCUCUGGUGAAACUGUUCAUCUUCGCCUCCUGUUAGAAAAAUUGUUUCUGAUCCAACUUCAUGUUCUUUUUCCUACGCCUGCCUGUACAUAUUCACGAGUGCUUGCAAAAUCUUACUGAAUGAUGAAUUGAUGCAUGGAUAACGA